AUGGAAGUGAAAUGGGUUUCAGCUUGUUUCCUCUUUAAAACCCUGAAAGUGAAUCUGCUGCCGUGGCUGGUAUUGUGUAUGCUGUGUUCAUGGCAAUGUCUAUCUGUUGAUCUCAACCCACAAGAAAAGGCUUCCCUGUUACUGAUUCGCUCGUGGAUUGAUGAUGACCCAAACCACUCAUUGUCAAGCUGGGUUGGCUCCAACUGCACGAAUUGGACGGGGAUUGGAUGCUACAACUGGGGAUGGCAAUGGGUCGGGUUGGGCCGAGUUAUCUCAAUUGAUUUCACCACCAUGAAUCUUUCAGGUCGAAUUCAUCCUAGCAUGUGCAAGCUUGUCGAUCUCGAGUCCUUGAUUCUUUCGACGAAUAGCUUUUUUGGUCAAGUCCCAGCAUGCUUUGGUUGGUUGAAGAACCUCAGAACCCUUGACCUGAGCCACAACAAAUUCCAUGGUGUUUUGCCUGAUAGUCUGAUGAGGCUUGGUCAGCUGAGAGAACUUGUACUGCGUGGGAAUCUGGAUCUGGGUGGUGCUAUUCCAUCUUGGCUUGGCAAUUUCUCAACCAGUUUGGAAAAACUGGACUUGGGUUUCAGUUCAUUCCACGGCCAAAUGCCUGAUAGCUUGUUUCAGUCCAGGUCGUUGAAGUACUUGGAUUUUGAAAGCAAUCAUUUAUCAGGUACCAUUGCUGAGUUCUCUCAGCCUUUGAUGUUCCUCAAUCUCGGGUCUAAUUCUUUUUCGGGUACUUUACCAUGUUACUCUGCUGCUGCUCAUUCCCUCAAGGUUCUAAAUUUGGCUAACAAUUCCAUUGUUGGAGGGAUUCCUACGUGCAUUGCUUCACUGGCGGAAUUGACUCAUCUCAAUUUAUCACUUAACCAGUUGAACUCUAUAUCCCCUAGACUCAUUUUCUAUGAGAAGCUUCUUGUGCUGGACUUGAGCUUCAACGAUCUCUUCGGUCCACUUCCAGCUAAGAUUGCAACAACGACGGAUAAAUCAGGGCUUCUUCUUCUCGACCUAUCUCACAACCGUUUCUCUGGCUCUAUCCCAUUAAAGAUGACGGAGCUGAAAAGCUUGCAAGCUUUGUUUCUUUCUCACAAUUUGCUUACUGGUGAAAUCCCUGCAAGGGUUGGAAAUUUGACCUACCUCCAAGUGAUAGAUCUCUCGCACAACACAUUGUCAGGCUCAAUACCUUUGACGAUUGUUGGGUGUUUUCAACUGCUGGCCCUGGUGCUUAACAACAACAAUCUCUCUGGUGAGAUUCAGCCUGAGCUAGAUGCAUUGGACAGCUUGAAGAUACUUGAUAUAAGCAACAAUACGAUCUCAGGUGAGAUUCCUUUGACUUUAGCUGGAUGCAAGUCCCUUGAGGUUGUGGAUUUCAGUUCCAACAAUCUCUCGGGCAGUAUCAACGAUGCAAUUACCAAAUGGCUGAAUCUCAAGUAUAUCUCGCUUGCUCGGAACAAGUUCACCGGAAAUCUACCUAGUUGGUUGUUCUCUUUUCAAGCAAUCCAAAUAAUGGACUUGUCGGGGAACAAAUUCUCCGGCUUUAUCCCAGAUGGUAACCUGAACGUGAGCUUCGAUUUCAACAAUGCAAGCUACAAUGGGACGAGACUUCCAAUGGAAUCACCUGAGAUACAGAUAUCUGUUGCGGUUGUUGGCAUCAACGAGUUAACAUUCAGUUACCAACUACCAUCAACAGUUGUUAUUGAUCUAUCUGAUAACUUGCUACGUGGUGAGAUUCCAGACACCAUAUUUGCCCUACGAGGUUUGGAGUACCUGAACUUAUCCUACAACUCUCUCAACGGUGAGAUUCCAAAUCUGGAGAAGAUGUGGAGUUUGAGAGCUCUCGAUCUGGCGCACAAUGCUCUUUCUGGGGAGAUUCCACAGAACAUUUCGAGUCUUCGUGACCUAGCAGUUUUGAACUUGUCGUUCAACAGUUUUUCUGGGUCCGUACCAAAGAAUGAGAGUUACAAGAGGUUCCCGGGAGCAUUUGCUGGGAACCCACAUUUGUGCUUGGUGGAGGAAGGAUGUGAUGAUGGUGCGAGCCAGCUGGCAAUUCCCGGAAGGUCAUUUCGUGGAACGAAUGAUGAAGGGCCGAUAUUGGCAUGGGUUUUCUGCUUGAGUGCUGUAGUUAGUUGCUAUUCUAGUCUUAUGGUUCUGUUCUGUUCGGCGAAAACCAGAAGGUACAUCUUCCACACAAAAGGUUCAUGCUGUGUUUGCAAGUAA
Linum trigynum is the source of this 2214-nucleotide messenger RNA. Lineage: Eukaryota; Viridiplantae; Streptophyta; Magnoliopsida; Malpighiales; Linaceae. The record is from the annotation of a GenBank genome assembly.